AUGUCCAAAUCACAAAAUGGUUUGCGGCAACGCAAAGGGAACACAACCCCCAAGGGGGCCCAGCGCUCCAGGUCGCCAGCGACGGAUUCUGACAAGACUGUCAACGGAGAACACGUUUCCAACGGUACGAGGGCAGAGGAGGUCGUGUGGGGCAAGACACCGAGCGGAGAAGUCUUCCGCGUACCGACCACGCACGACGUCCUGACCACCCUGUUCGACCCUAGAUAUCCAAAGAGUCAUCUAGACAUGCUUAACUUGGGCUUGCUUGGCUUGCAAUUGGUCCUGUUCUUUUGGUUGCCGCGAAAUCUUGGCCGGAUCUUCUUUUUCUUCUACUUUGCCUUCUGGCGUGCAGCUUAUGAUGCAGGUCUUGGCUGGGUGCUCACGAAGCAGAGCAAGAGGAAAUGGAUUGUGAAGGAGGUUCAGCGACGUGGUUGGCUCGAUGAGAAACGUCGUCCACUGGUUCGUGACUGGAUUCGAAAGCAGCUUCAGGACAAGAUGGGCAAGGACUAUUCGUUCGACGAACUGCCCUUGGAAUACAAUACCUGGUUGUUGUUCCGCCAACUGGUAGAUGUGAUCCUCGUCAAUGAUUUCCUGUCCUAUUGCAUGUUCGCCUUUUCCUGCUUCAGGACCCCUGAGGGCCUCUCGUUCAUCGUCCAUGUGAUGAGGUGGCUUGGUGGUAUUGCUCUCAUCGGCUUCAACUUGUGGGUCAAGACCGAGGCGCACAACGUCGUGAAGGAUUACGGAUGGUACUGGGGUGAUGUAUUCUUCCAACGUGGAAACCUUGUCUUUGACGGCGUUUUCGAAUUGGCUCCCCACCCAAUGUACUCAGUUGGCUACGCGGGAUACUACGGAUUGUCUCUCAUUUCUGGAAGCUAUGCCGUUCUCUUCGUCAGUCUCGCAGCUCAUGCGGCGCAAUUUGCAUUCCUCGUUUUCUUCGAGAACCCGCACAUCGAACGCAUGUAUGGGAAACCCAAGGCAAUCGCAAAAAGGACUCCGAUCACCACCCCCGCCCGUUCCGGACUGAACGCUGUCGCUUCUUCCAGCACUACUACAGGUUCCUCGACUCCCGUUGUAGAAGACGAGUCGACCCCAGCGAUCACGGAAGGAGAUACUGCUACGACCGAGACGGAGCUUGAGACGGAGAUCGAAGACACUGUUGUUAGCAAUGGUGCCGCGUUCCCUAAUGUCACGAAACCGUCGUCCACGCUUGGCUCUAAGCAUUUGAAACAGCGACAAUUAUCUAUCAGCAGUACGGGCUCAUCCAUCGGUGAACUCGACGAGGAACUCCACAGGCCCCAAGCUUUCAAGGCACCUCCCCAACCACAGAGGAAGAAACAGAAGAUUCUCUCGCAACACGAUCUGCUAAACAAAUAUUUCAGGCGUGAUGCUGUUGUCCUACGAAACGUGGACCUCUUCAGAGCAACCGACGCGAUGUUGGUUUUGAUCAUCUUCUAUGCGGCUGUGAUUACCUUCAUCCCUUCGGUCGGUCCUCGAGUCAUGCUCGCACUUCACUUUAUCCAUGCCUUAACCUGGCUCGGGAUCCACUACGUGGGUCUUGGAUUGCUGCUUCGUGCUCAAAGUCAGAGCAAGUUCCUUGUACGGCACUUCUUGAAGAACUACCACUAUCCUGAGAAGGACGCGGUGCAAGGUCCGAUAAUCGAGGCCUUUAGCAACUGGAAGGCCAUCUACAACCUCAGCUUGUGCAUGAAAUACGUUUCUUGCCUUGGUGUGGUCUGGAAAACGUAUUCAUUACCAAGUGACUGGGCCGUCGGAAAUGAACUCUUGUGCCAUACAUUGGGAACGCUCCUUGUAGGACUCCACAUCUGGGCUACCAUGGAAUCGUUCGAGGUCCUCGGCGUGUUUGGGUGGUUCUUCGGCGACUUUUUCAUGGAGGAGUUCCCUGCCCACCUAGAGUACACUGGAAUUUACAGAUACCUGAACAAUCCUGAAGCCAUGGGUGGCGCUGCGUGGUUCGGACUUUCUCUAAUCAGCGGUAGCAAGUUGGUUCUCGCCCUGGCCGUGGUCAGGCACCUCGUCAACUGGUGGUUCCUCACCACUGUCGAAAACCCUCACAUGCGCAAACUCUAUGGUGAUUCCCUCCGCAAGGACGCUGGAUUUGUCAAGGUCAUCAAGAACGUUGCCAACAAGAAUGCAAAGAUUCUUGAAUCUCGCGCUGGCAAGCAUGUUCCGGAGCUCAAGCGUGUUGUCAAAGAGGUCAAGGGUACGAUUGACAAGGUGUUCGAGGAGACCGCUGAGGCUGUGGAGGACUUCCUGGCGAAGUCGGGCCCCAAGUUCUCGGAAGUCGUUCAGGAUACCAAGGUCCUUUUGCAACAGUCCCGAGAGAAACUGGUUAUCACCCGUGUUGCGAACGAUAUCUCGUCGUAUGAUGCUACCAAAUACAAUGUCUCUAUUGUUCCAAGCUCCACCACCGGUACUCUCGCAUUCCAUCUCGGCGAACCUAUCACGGUGAAGUGGGAAGCACCUCACAACCAUUCCCGCAAAGACUGGAUCGGCCUCUAUCGGGUCGGGGCCAACAAGGACACCCUCGUCACGAAGACUUCCGCUAUGGGCAUGUGGCUGCCCGUCCAUGACGAAGAGUGGGACGGCGACGUUCCGCUGGGUCUUGAACGUGCCCCUUGCAGCAACCGCGAAUCUCAGACUGGGACGAUCACCUUCAAAGGCAACACGUUGCCUUGGCUCGUGGGCCGCUACGAGAUUCGAUACCACCAUGACGGAAAGUACAACGUCAUGAGUUUGGACGGACCUUUGGAGAUCUAUGUGGACAAACCAUCGGAUACUACGUUCUCUUCGGUCCGCGAAACACUCAUGCGCGUUGUCCCUCUGUGCUUGGACUCUGAUCCUUCGUUGAUGCCCGCUUCAUGCAAGAGAACGAGUGCUCCAUCCUCCUCCUCGGUUCCCAGUACACCAGCCGCAGAGGGCGAUCACGAUCCUGAAGUUGAAGACCGCGAUCCUGACGACUUUACAUUCUGGUCCGAACGACAGGCCAAGCGGAUUUCAGCGGCGAUCAAGCAGAUCUUUGGUGUGGACUACGCACCGGAGGUCAUCGUCGCGGAUGCGAACCUUACGAUCCUCGCUAAUCGAAUAUUGGCUUCUACGGAGCUGUUGGGUCGUCCGGAGACGUGA
This is a messenger RNA of Coprinopsis cinerea okayama7#130, 3144 nucleotides long. RefSeq names its product phosphatidylethanolamine N-methyltransferase. The transcript has 18 exons. Gene Ontology annotation, molecular function: phosphatidylethanolamine N-methyltransferase activity. Bases 1 to 3144 code for a protein of 1047 amino acids. The record is from RefSeq and is a predicted model, not a curated record. NCBI's taxonomy places the organism in Eukaryota, Fungi, Basidiomycota, Agaricomycetes, Agaricales, Psathyrellaceae. Gene Ontology annotation, biological process: phosphatidylcholine biosynthetic process.